Penicillium roqueforti is the source of this 795-nucleotide messenger RNA. Its product is annotated as class I SAM-dependent methyltransferase. Bases 1 to 795 code for a protein of 264 amino acids. NCBI's taxonomy places the organism in Eukaryota, Fungi, Ascomycota, Eurotiomycetes, Eurotiales, Aspergillaceae. Gene Ontology annotation, molecular function: S-adenosylmethionine-dependent methyltransferase activity. The transcript has 3 exons. The record is from RefSeq and is a predicted model, not a curated record.
AUGGGAGAGACACUAGCCAGCAAGAAUCAAGAAUAUUGGAACCAUGCCUCUCAGCAUGUGUUCAAAGACAAAUGGAUUCAAGAUCUACAGACGCAGAUUUUCGACUUCCUGACGGACAACGUGGACUGGAUAGGCGUUCGGUCUUCCACAGAUAGUCGGCAGACAAAAUUGAUGGAUUAUGCCUGCGGAAAUGGCAUUAUUUCUCGCUCCCUAUACCAUCAUUUUUCCAGAUGUAUUGGCGUCGACCUGUCAGAUGGCAUGCUGGAAAAUUACCGUGCAACCGCAACAGAACUAGGCCUCGACGAGUCGCGCAUGUUCGCCGUUCAGGGUAAUCUCCUGGCUCCCACAAUCACACCGACUAGGCCUCCACUCAGCGAGGAGGAGCUGAAUGGUUUCGAUCUGGUCGCUAUUUGUCUGGCAUUGCACCAUGUCGAAGACAUCGCUUUGGCCACCAAACGUCUCGCCGAAAGACUGCGACCGGGUGGUGUACUUCUAAUCAUUGACUGGGCGACGCGCGAUGUGUCGAACGAGACUGAGGAGCAAGCUGUAGUACAGACAACUCCGUCCUCUUCGGAGAACCACCACCAUCACCACAUGCAUGAGCUAGUAGAUCCGAAAAAUCCUGCAGCGCAUACUAUCUCGCACGAUGGAUUUUCACAGAGGCAGAUAUUCUCCCUCUUCGAACAAGCGGGCUGUGGAGAGUCACAGUUUGUGCUGGCGGAUCGACUAUCGCCAGUUCCCGGCUCUCAUAGUGGGCAGAUGCAACUGUUUUGGGCUCGUGCAACCAAACUGUAA